AGAGCAGGGCCUGACAUCUCCCCAGAACAGACGUUUGAACAGAGCAGGCUUCUGAGGUCUCCAAAAUGCCUGUCCCAGCCUCCUGGCCCCAUCCUCCUGGUCCUUUCCUGCUUCUGACUCUACUGCUGGGACUUACAGAAGUGGCAGGUGAGGAGGAGCUACAGAUGAUUCAGCCUGAGAAGCUCCUGUUGGUCACAGUUGGAAAGACAGCCACUCUGCACUGCACUGUGACCUCCCUGCUUCCCGUGGGACCCGUCCUGUGGUUCAGAGGAGUUGGACCAGGCCGGGAAUUAAUCUACAAUCAAAAAGAAGGCCACUUCCCCAGGGUAACAACAGUUUCAGACCUCACAAAGAGAAACAACAUGGACUUUUCCAUCCGCAUCAGUAGCAUCACCCCAGCAGAUGUCGGCACAUACUACUGUGUGAAGUUUCGAAAAGGGAGCCCUGAGAACGUGGAGUUUAAGUCUGGACCAGGCACUGAGAUGGCUUUGGGUGCCAAACCCUCUGCCCCCGUGGUAUUGGGCCCUGCGGCGAGGACCACACCUGAGCAUACAGUGAGUUUCACCUGUGAGUCCCAUGGCUUCUCUCCCAGAGACAUCACCCUGAAAUGGUUCAAAAAUGGGAAUGAGCUCUCAGACUUCCAGACCAACGUGGACCCCACAGGACAGAGUGUGGCCUACAGCAUCCGCAGCACAGCCAGGGUGGUACUGGACCCCUGGGACGUUCGCUCUCAGGUCAUCUGCGAGGUGGCCCAUGUCACCUUGCAGGGGGACCCUCUUCGUGGGACUGCCAACUUGUCUGAGGCCAUCCGAGUUCCACCCACCUUGGAGGUUACUCAACAGCCCAUGAGGGUGGGGAACCAGGUAAACGUCACCUGCCAGGUGAGGAAGUUCUACCCCCAGAGCCUACAGCUGACCUGGUCGGAGAAUGGAAACGUGUGCCAGAGAGAAACAGCCUCGACCCUUACAGAGAACAAGGAUGGUACCUACAACUGGACAAGCUGGUUCCUGGUGAACAUAUCUGACCAAAGGGAUGAUGUGGUCCUCACCUGCCAGGUGAAGCAUGAUGGGCAGCUGGCGGUCAGCAAACGCCUUGCCCUAGAGGUCACAGUCCACCAGAAGGACCAGAGCUCAGAUGCUACCCCUGGCCCGGCAUCAUCCCUUACUGCGCUGCUCCUCAUAGCUGUCCUCCUGGGCCCCAUCUACGUCCCCUGGAAGCAGAAGACCUGACUCUCCUUCCUUCCUCCCCUGCCACGUGGGACCCUCAUCUCUGCUGCCUCCUUCCUUUCCUGAGAGGCUCAGCUUGAGAGAAUGAGCCAGUGAGAAGCUUCUCUAGACUUGGCUCCAAACAUCUCCCCUCCCAAGACAUCUGCCUGCCCACAGGCUCCUGUUGCUCCUUCACACAGACCUGGAUGCCCCAGAGCAAGGUCUUCAUUCAUGGUCCUGAGCAGGUGCCAUGGGAUUGGGCUCUGGGCACUGACUUAACGGCACCUCCCUAGAAGGCGAGAAACAUGCCAAAUCUAAACACACCAGGACUCCCAUCCAUCGCCUUGAGACUGACCGUAAACCACAGACGCUCUCCAGGUUCUCAAGAGUUAUCCUGCCUUCCAGAUUCCUGCCUAUCCCAACUCCCCAGCCUUGUUGAGGUUCUCUAUUGCCUCUUGAAUACAAAUGCACUCCCAAAGUGGUUUUAAGAAAAUAAAAAGAUUAUCCUUCC
Molecule: messenger RNA, 1716 nt
Organism: Homo sapiens (human)
Lineage: Eukaryota; Metazoa; Chordata; Mammalia; Primates; Hominidae
Gene: SIRPG
Product: signal regulatory protein gamma
Exons: 6
Coding region: 66-1229 (387 amino acids)
Cellular component (GO): membrane
Source: RefSeq, marked reviewed